Messenger RNA from Cokeromyces recurvatus, 1368 nucleotides. RefSeq names its product RNA pol II accessory factor, Cdc73 family-domain-containing protein. Gene Ontology annotation, biological process: positive regulation of transcription elongation by RNA polymerase II; transcription elongation by RNA polymerase II. Bases 59 to 1276 code for a protein of 405 amino acids. The transcript has 7 exons. Lineage: Eukaryota; Fungi; Mucoromycota; Mucoromycetes; Mucorales; Mucoraceae. Gene Ontology annotation, cellular component: Cdc73/Paf1 complex. The record is from RefSeq and is a predicted model, not a curated record. Gene Ontology annotation, molecular function: RNA polymerase II complex binding.
UCACUUUAUUUCAUCCUUAAUAAAAAAAGAAUAAUAAUAAUAAUAAUAAUAAUAAAAAAUGGCAUCAGAUCCUUUAUCACUUCUACGUGAAUUCACCAUUAAUGACAAACCUGUGACUUUAUUAAACGAAGAAGGAGAAAAAGUGAUGAACAUUACAGAAGCAAAAAAAAUUAAAUUUACUGAUGAUGCCAUCUUUCCACGCGACACACCUACCAAUUUUAAAAAGACAAAUGCAACAGACAAUGAAACUUAUACCUUGGAAACUUUGAUUUUUUUAGUUCAAACUUCGCAAGUGGAUAACUCUGUUUACUUUAAAGAAUGUCGUACUCGUGGUAUUGAACAUGUUUCUAUUGUCGACAGAAGAAAAAUUUUAGAUUAUCUUACAGGCAAAGUUGAUCAAUCACCCAAUGUUUCCAUAAGUAAUCUUGGAGAAAAACGUACUAGAGAUGAUGCAAAUUAUUUUGAUUCAACAACUAAAAAAAUGAAAGUAAAUCCUCUCACAUCAGCCAAUUCAAUUAAAACAGUUAAAGAAGUUUUAUCGCGUGAACGAGAGAUGACAACAAGAUCAACCAUAUUAAAGGGCUCUAAAAACUUUACACAUGCUAUUAAUCUUGCUAAACAAUUAGUACUUGGCAAAGAUGUUCCUACUAAUCCUCGUCCAAACACAACACAGAAAUCAGGAGCCUCUCAACCUAGUUCAUCAAAUCAUAAAUCUUCAAGUGCUUCUAUAAAACCAAGUACAAAGUCUACACCUAUAAAUAAAACACCCAAGUUAUCAAGUAAAGAUAGAAUACCUAUUAUUAUUGUGCCUGCUGCACCUACAGCUAAAUUCACACUUUAUAACAUUAAGCAAUUCUUGGAAGAACAAAAAUAUGUCGAUUCACAGGUGUUAAGAGAAGAAGGUUUAAAGAAGCCAGAGAGAGUCACGGUUGAGCGUACAAAAUCAAACGGACAAAUUGUUCCUUAUCAUAUUGUUGAUUCAGUUGCAAACUUUAAACAAAAUGACUGGGACCGUGUAUGCUGCGUAUUCGUUGCUGGUCAAUUAUGGCAAUUUAAAGGCUGGAAAUGGGAAAAGCCAGUUGACUUAUUCAGUCAUGUGAAAGGAUUUUAUCCUAAAUGGAGUUCUGAUAAAAUCAAUGCCCCCGCAUCUGAAUGGGCUGUAGCUGAAAUGAAUAUUCACAGAAGUAAAAGGCAUAUGGAUAAGGCCACCGUAUCCCAGUUUUGGGAUGCACUUGACAGUUAUAAUGCAACCCAUAAGCCUUAUCUUAACUUUUAAAGUCACGUUUUUUAUAUAUAUAUAUAUUUCUACUUUCUUUUUUUUUUCUUUUUAUUUAAAUUAAUAAUAAAAAAAAAAAGUGUAAAAAUGGC